Messenger RNA from Cicer arietinum (chickpea), 2788 nucleotides. RefSeq names its product probable E3 ubiquitin-protein ligase EDA40. The record is from RefSeq and is a predicted model, not a curated record. NCBI's taxonomy places the organism in Eukaryota, Viridiplantae, Streptophyta, Magnoliopsida, Fabales, Fabaceae.
UAAUUACUUUUACUAUUUUUCUCCACUAAAAAUAAAUAUACAAAUCUAAAUACACAAUAAUUUGUACAUAAUACAAUAAAUUGAAAGAAACUCUAUCAAAUUUAUCCAUAUAAUAAUGUGGCCGGCCUAUGGGUCAAGUGUAGAAUUAGGAAGCAAUCCGAGAGGCUUUUUUCGUUGGGGUGGUCUUUUUGGGGGUCUCAAAACGGAAAUAUAGAAAAAAUAGACCUAGGUCAAGACAAAGAUAAAUAGAUGGUAGGGAACUGAAAUAGAAAAAAGGAAAAGAGAAACAUGAAAAGGAUCUCUGAAUCUAAUCCAUUUCUCCUCACCCUCCCUCUCUAACCAACUUCCAUGCCCAUAAACCAUUAUAUCAUCCACCCUUCAAACACAAAUUUCUCAACAAAUUCAAAAUCAGAAAAACUAAACCCCUUUCAAGUCACCCAAGAGUACAGUGAAAAUGGUUAAUAUGUGGAGAAAAGCAUUCUGUACAUCCAUUUCCAGAGACAAAAACAGGGAAUCAAAAGUAGUAAUAACCGAGAAAAAACAACAUUGCGAUAACUCCUCAACCAAUCAAAGUCCUAGAAUAAGUUCCAAGUUUGGUUUUUUUUCCAAUCCAUCAACACCACGUUGUCAAUCUCAACCUCAACCUCAACUUGAACCUAAACCUUCAUCAACCGGUUCCACUACUCUUCGUUGCAGAACCUCCGUUGCAACAACAACCACUCAUUCUGUUCCCAAUAGUCCAAAACUCCAAUGCAGUAGUAACACCAAAACUCCUAAAUCAUUCUCUUCACCUAACUCACCAUCAAGUUUCUCAUUUCUCAAAUCCACUUUACGCUUAUCCAAAAGUCGAUGUGGAAUAUGUAUGCAGAGUGUGAAGAGUGGAAAAGGAACUGCAAUUUUUACGGCGGAAUGCUCUCACACUUUUCACUUUCCUUGCAUAUCUACGCACGUGACGAAGAAUCCAAUACACGUGUGUCCUGUUUGUGGUACAAACUGGAAGGAACUUCCGGUGCUUGCAAUCAACAACGAGAAGAAGAACAACAACAAAAUUUCAGAGGAAAACAGAGAAGCGAGGAAUUUCAAAGUUUACAACGAUGACGAACCUCUCAUGUCACCAACUUCACUAUCUCGUUUCAAUCCUAUUCCUGAAUCGGAAAAUGAAACAGAAGAUGAAGAUGAUGAAAACAUUGAGUUUCAAGGGUUUAAUGUGAAUCCUGUUAGUGUUUCGUCUUCGCCGGUGAUUAGGAGGAAUAUUGAGGUGUGUUUGUUUCCGGAAACUGCUGUUGUUUCUGCUAAUAGAAACUACGAGAGUUAUGUUGUUGUUUUGAAGUUGAAGGCGUUGUCACAGAAAGUUGCGCGGCGAGCUCCGGUGGAUGUUGUUAUUGUUCUUGACGUCGGUGGAGCUAUGUCAGGGCAAAAGCUUCGUCUGAUGAAAAAUUCCAUGCGACUAGUGAUCUCUUCCAUGAAUCCUACCGAUCGUCUCUCAAUAGUUGCAUUCUCCGGCGGCUCCAAGAGACUAUUACCGCUCCGGAGAAUGACCGGCGGCGGUCAGAGAUCUGCGCGACGCAUCGUGGAAGCGCUCGCCGCGAUUGAUCAAUCAAGAGAAGGCGUUGCGGCGAAGAACGACGCUGUGAAGAAAGCGGCGAAGGUCUUAGAAGAUCGCCGCGAGAGGAAUUCCAUUGCCUGCAUCAUUGUUCUCUCCGAUAUCAUUGACUCACGCGCCAUGAACGCGUCAUUUCAAAAACCCUCUAUGGUCUCAUCCACGCGCUUUUCUAACUUCGAUGUUCCAGUACACGCAGUGCGUUUUCCUGACUCAGGCGAGUGUUUCAACGCGCUUCCAGACGUGACGCUUGCGAAAUGCAUAAGUAAUUUGUUAAACGUGGUGGCUCAGGACGUUACGAUUCAGUUAGGUGUUGUUUCACGCUCGCGUCCAGUGGAGAUCGCUGCAGUGUACUCACUCGCGGGUCGCCCCGCCCCACUCGAACCGGGUUCAAUUACAAUAACCGAUUUGUACGCUGAAGAAGAGAAAGAAUUAUUAAUGGAGCUAAAAGUACCAGCCGUUUCAGCUGGGUCCCACCACGUUCUAACCGUACUAUGUUCUUACCGUGACCCCCUCACUCGUGAGAUUUUGAAUCCUAUUGAACAAGCAAUGUUGAUUCCACGUCCCCACACCGUACGAUCCUCGUCUGAAAAGAUCGAAAGGUUGAGAACCCUUCACGUCACUAUACGAGCCGUAGCUGAAUCUAACCGCCUCGCUGAGCAUGGUGAUCUCUCUGGAGCUCAUCAUUUGCUUUCUUCGGCUCGAGCUCUUCUCUUGCAGUCUAGUAAGCCUGUCGAGGAGGAGUAUUUGCGCUGGCUUGAAGCUGAGCUUCAGCGACGCAGGCAGGUACAACAGUUGCAGAGUCAAAGACAGAGAAAUAUUAAUAGUCAUGCUGAGGAGAAAUUAGAGCCGCUUACGCCGACUUCGGCUUGGAGAGCCGCUGAGAGGCUUGCUAAAGUUGCUAUCAUGAGAAAGUCUAUGAAUAGAGUUAGUGAUUUACACGGCUUUGAGAAUGCAAGAUUUUAGAGUUUGAAGAAACUAAUUGUAAUUGUUAUUUUUAAUUUUUUUCUACAUAUAAUCUUGUGCAUAGGCAAAAGUAUUAUGAAUAGAAAAUUUUAUGGCUUUGAGAAUGCAGAUUCUAGAGUUAGAAGAAACUAAAGAGUGUAUUAGAUUAUUAUCUUUGUGCAUAGUUAAAAACAUUAAUUGUUCAAAUACAUAAAAAAAGGUCUCAUGUUACUUGAGAUUCGA